CGACGACUCUCGGUCUCAACAAUGCGACCACGACGAUCUUUAACUCUAGCAGUCCUUCCACAAUCACGAUUACCGCUACUGUGCCAGCUGGGAACAUGACUACGACUAGGUUCAACAACAGCGUUCCUACGGUGACUGUCACUGCGACACUUCCCGCCCGCAAUAUGACUAUGACCAUGCUCAAUACUACCCUGCCUACGGUAACCGUCAGCGCUUGUCCAGCUGCCAGCAAUUGAACUACCUCAAUGUCCAACAGCACUGCGGUUCUUACGACGGUUACAAUGAUUGGAAACAUGACCACGACAGUCACGGAGAUGUCAACUAUCACUGGCACCCCAUCCACGGUCACCACCACUGCCACCACUGCUGCUGAAAACGGUACUAUAUCGGUCUUCGGGACUAAAACCGUCACGUACACAGUCAUUGGAAACUCGACCACGACUGUCAUCGGCAUGUCGACCAUUACUGACGUCGCUACGGUCACCAAAACCAGCACCAUGGUCUCUGAUGAGACUAUCUGGGCUACUACUACUGUGAUCGAAUCUUCGCCAGAGACUAAGAAUGCAACGACGUUUUCAACCUCCACUUCUAGAGCCCUUCGCGGGAAAUGGUGAGGAGUCUCGUGGUUUUUGAAGGUGCAUCAUCAUAAUUGUCAUUUACGGGAUUGAGAUUUUAUCAGGAAAGAAGAUCAAGGACAAUUUAGGGAAGUCGUAUAGCUAUACUCAUUGACCAGA
This is a messenger RNA of Saitoella complicata NRRL Y-17804, 734 nucleotides long. RefSeq lists its product as uncharacterized. Lineage: Eukaryota; Fungi; Ascomycota; Saitoellomycetes; Saitoellales; Saitoellaceae. The record is from RefSeq and is a predicted model, not a curated record. The transcript has a single exon. Bases 246 to 614 code for a protein of 122 amino acids.